Messenger RNA from Thermothielavioides terrestris NRRL 8126, 3109 nucleotides. RefSeq lists its product as uncharacterized. NCBI's taxonomy places the organism in Eukaryota, Fungi, Ascomycota, Sordariomycetes, Sordariales, Chaetomiaceae. Gene Ontology annotation, molecular function: protein binding. The coding region runs from base 219 to 2918 and encodes 899 amino acids. The transcript is spliced from 5 exons. The record is from RefSeq and is a predicted model, not a curated record.
CCAACAGCGACUGGACGCUGGUUCUGGGCUUGGCGCCCCUCCCUUGAUCACCGGCGCUGCGCGGCUCCGCCUGCUGCCCUGCACUGCCUGUGUCCCCGCCACUCUCAUCGCUGGAUCCCAGCACCCAAGCGCCUACGCUACACUAUAACUGUUGGAAGCGGGGCGGCCGAACGCCAACUUACCGCCCAGCGCAGCCGUCUGGUGACGAUUCUCUCGACAUGCCGCAGUUGGGCGCUACUUUCGUUCCUGGGGGCCACGAUGACUACUACAUGCCCGAGGUCGUUGCCCCGGCCCCUCAGAGGGUAAUGCCCGAGGUGCCCCAGAGCAUGCAGGAGGAUAUACAACGCAUGGAACUUGAAGCCCGCGAAGUUGAAGCUCCCCGAGACGGCAACGCGACAGCGCCGAACAACCAGGACGCGCCGUCCAAGUCCUUCAAACCCUUCCACACCAACGCCCCCGACUCCGCAGCCAUGGAUGCGCCUUCCUUCUCGCCGUUUCCCAAGGUCAAGGGCGAAAACAUCCCGCCCAGCGACGAGGAGAAGGAGCAGAUCCUCUGGCAGGCCCGCAACCUGGUGCUCCACUCCAAUAAUGUGUCGAUGCAGGUGACGUGGGCGCGCGACGCCCUCAUCUGGGUCGAGAUCGCCAUGGACGCGCGAACCAGGGAGUGGAAACGGGAAAACAAGGAAAAGGAGCGGCCCCCGACGCCCAAGACCGAGCACGAGCUACGCGUCGAUGCCAUGAACAUCCUCGAAUACUUGGCGCAGCAAGACCAUCCCGAGGCCACCUUCAUGAAAGGGAAAUGGCUCGAGUUUGGCAAGUUUGGCUUCCGCGAGAACAAACGGGAGGCGUACGCUCUCUACAAAAAGGCGGCCGAGAACGGGUUUGGGCGGGCCGAAUACCGGAUGGGCAUGCUCUACGAGAACUCCAACGAUAUCCCGAAUGCCAUCAAGCACUACUCGCUGGGUGUGCAGAUGGGCGAUUCGGCAUCGAGCUACCGGCUGGGCAUGAUGCACCUCAUGGGGCAGCACGGAUAUCCGAAAGAUUUGCUCCUUGGCCUUGAGAUGAUCCAGCACGCGGCCGACACGGCGGAUGAGGACGCCCCACAAGGCGCCUACGUCUACGGCAUGCUCAUCGCCCGGGAGCUGCCCGAUAUCAACAUACCCGAGCACGUCCUUCCUUGCGACCUCGCCGUUGCCCGGCAGUACAUCGAGAAGGCGGCCUACCUCAGCUUUGCCAAGGCCCAGCUGAAGAUGGGACAAGCGUACGAGCUCAGCCAGCUCGGCUGCGACUUUAAUCCCGCAUACUCGCUCCAUUAUUACGGCCUUGCGGCCCGCCAGGGUCAGCCUGAGGCAUCGCUGGGUGUCAGCCGGUGGUUCCUUUUUGGAUACGAAGACCUCUUCCCCAAGAACGAGCAGCUGGCUUUCAAGUACGCCCAGGACGCGGCCCUAUCGGGCCUGGCCACGGGCGAGUUCGCGAUGGGAUACUAUCACGAGAUCGGCAUCCAUGUGCCCAAGGACAUCCGGGAGGCGCGGAGGUGGUACGAGCUGGCCGCCGACCACGGGAACAAGGACGCCAAGGACAGGUUGGAUUCGCUCAGUCAGUCUAGGAUGCUGACGAAGGCGGACCACGAGACCACGACGCUCACUCGGAUCAAGUCGCAACACGGGUCGCAGCGCGGCAAGCGACCGGAACGGCUUGCAAGGCUGAAAGAUGCCAUGCCGACCGUGAGCGAGGCCGAGCAGAAUGCUGCCGCAGGCGGUGUCGACUUCCCUGAUCCGACACCGAGGCCGCCGGCCUUUGCGGUGAACGUCGACAACAGUCUCGCGAUGCGGCCCAAGUCCGCCGCGCCGUACCCCCACGACGACCAGCCACCGCCGCUCAACGUCAGGCCCAAGUCCACCGCGCCCUAUCCCGAGGACGACGUGAGGAGCCCGCAUGUGAAUCCCGGCGCUCAUCUCGCUGUUUCCGCCGGCCCGCAGGCAGACCGUCCCAACAGUGCGUUCGGCAUCCGCCCGCUGUCGCCCAGUGCCGGUUUGCCUCCCGGUGGCGGACGAGGCCGUCCCAUGUCGAGUCAGCCACCCGUGGCGGGAUGGGAACCGCAGGUACCGCCCGGUUACAGGAAACCGAGCCCCGGCCCGGGCGGGCAAUGGCAACAGCGGCCGCCGCCUCAACAGGACCCGCGGUAUGGAGCGGCGGGCGGUAUUGUCCCCGCCGGAACGAUGCCCGUUGGAGACCCGACCAGAGCCCGGCUACAGAAGCCCAACCCCAAGCUCCAGCCUUCACCCCAGGGUCCCCCGCCGGGCCAGUACCCCCCCGGUGGCGGAUACCCCGGUCCCGCCAGCCAGCCAGGCCGAGACUACGGACCCAGUGCCGGCAACCGCCCUGUCAGCGACAGCUACGGCCCCGGCGGAUACGACCGCCACAGCACCGCCCCGCCCGCCGUAGCCGGCCGCGUGCCAGGCGCGCCUGCCGCGUCAAGCAACGCCAGUCUCCGGCCUCAUUCAAGAGGCGGCGGCGGCUCCGGGCGCGCCAGCGCGCCGCCGGCGCAGGAUGCCCGGCCGAGCCCCGGUACCGGUGCCGGUCCGGGUGGGCAGGCACAGGCGCAGCAGCGCCCACAGCCUGGUGGACGCCCGCCCGCGCAGGCUGCUCCGGGCGGGAACCUUGUGCAUCCGGAUGGGAAGACGAUGGGCGGGGGGCCGGCGACGUUUGAGGAUAUGGGGAUUCCGCUGGGCAAGAGCGAGAAUGACUGCGUGAGUUUCGGUUUUCUUUUCUUCCUCGCUUCCCAUCUCCGGGUUUGCUUUUCUGUCACCAUCUUCUCCCCUUUUUGUGCCUUUGCUGCCGCUUCUGCUUGCUCUUCUGCCCGGCACAGCACAGCUUUCAUCUCGUUGCCAUGCCACACCUAUGUUACAGUGUGCUAACGGCUUGGCUAGGUGGUGAUGUAAACGGCCCUCCCUUCUUGUCUCGCCACCAUUUAUCCGUGGCCCGGCACGGAUGCUGGGCGGGCGCAUUUGGGAGGAGCAUCUGGAUUGAUUCAUAUUGGCGGUUGAUCGAUCUAUCUUAUCUCCCGGGGUCUUUGCUCGGCAGAGAAGUACGAGCCACGCCAAUCGAU